GGAAGAUAAGAAAUUGUCUCUUCCCCAACCCCUCCAAGUCCUAUACAUUGCCUCGCGCGGGAGGCAGACGCCCAUAAUGUGCUGCUGAGAUCGACUACGGGAGAUAACCACAAGUAGCUCGACUCACACGACUCGAUUGCACCUAAUCGUCGCCCGGAACGUCGAUGGCAGAGGCCCCCCACAUCGCACACCAUGAUCAGUCCAGCAAUGGACACCAAAACGCUCGCUCCUCCAUCGAGAAGGAAGAGUUAGAAGCGCUUCCCGGCACUCGCCGUCUAUUCGAUAGCGAGGGUCAUGUCACUGUGGUCCUCAUCCCCCAACCGACCGACUCGCCGAACGACCCCCUACAGUGGUCGCUCGCGCGCAAGAUUUGGCACACGGCGCUGGUCUGUUUCGUCACCGCCCUAACAGCCGCCACGUCGAACAGCGCGGGCUCCGCCGCGGACGGUUUCAACGAGGAGCUCGGAAUCGACUACUCGUCGUUCAACACCGGCGCCGGCAUCCUGUUCAUCGGUAUCGGGUACUGGGUGCUGUUCUCCUCGCCCGCCGUCCACCUCUACGGGCGCCGCAUCCUCUACCUGGUCUCCAUGAUCCUCGGUCUCGUUGGCAGUAUCUGGUUCGGUGUAGCCAAGAAUGAGGCGGGGACGAUUUGGAGUCAGCUCUUUGUCGGCGCGUCCGAGUCCAUCGCCGAGGCGGUCGUACAGCUCAGCCUCAUGGACCUGUGGUUCGAGCAUCAGGCGGGCGCCGCUAUCGGCGUGUACGUGCUUGCCACCAGCGUGGGCACGUAUCUUGGCUCGCUGAUCGCGAGUUACAUCGCGUACAGUUUCCUCGGCUUCCGCUGGGUCGGCUACAUGGGCGCGGUCAUCUGCGGCGGCACCCUGGUGCUGCUCUUCUUUGGUCUAGAGGAGACACAGUUCGACCGGGCGGGGUACAUGGCCAAGCACGGCCUCAACGUCAGCGAGCGCGUUGAGAAGGUGGUCGUCGACGCGGCUCUCGACGACGAGAAGAAGGGCGGCCAGUCACCGACGCGCGACUUUGAGCGCUCCGGCUCCGGCUUCGCCGAGCCCGAGGCGCAAAAGUCGUACUGGCAGCGCAUCCAGCUCAUUACACCCGCGCACAACCUCCGGGGCACCGGCUUCAAGCAGUGGACGCGGCAGAUCUGGCACACGCUCAAGGUGUUCACCUUCCCCGCGGUGUGGUACGCGGGCCUGCAGUGGGGCAUGCAGAGCGCGAUGCUCACCUUCUACCUCACCGUCGAGCAGGACACGUGGUACGGCGCGCCCUGGUUCUACUCCGACGCGCAGGUCGGGAACAUGAACAUCCCCACGCUCAUCGGCUCCGUCAUCGGCUGCUGCAUCGCCGGCUGGGGGAGCGACUACUUCACGCUCUGGGUGACGCGCCGCCGCGGGGGCGUCAUGGAGGCCGAGUCGCGGCUGUGGCUCAUGAUCCUGCCCACCAUCAUCUUCCCCGCGGGCAUGUUCAUCUUCGGCAUCGGCUCCGGCCGCGGGUGGGACUGGCCCGCGCCGUACGUCGGGCUCGGGUUCAUCGGGUUCGGCUACGGCUGCGCGGGCGAUCUGAGCAUGGCGUACCUGGUCGACGCGUACCCGGACAUGGUGCUCGAGGGCAUGGUCGGCGUCGCGGUCAUCAACAACUCGAUCGGGUGCAUCUUCAGCUUCGUCACGAGCCCGUGGAUGGACGCGAGCGGGGUGGAGAAUACGUUCAUCGCGGCGGGGGUGCUGUCGUUCGCGGCGCUCGCGACGACGCUGCCCAUGGCGGUAUGGGGCAAGGCCGCCAGACGCGCGACGAAGAAGCGAUAUGACCGGUUUGUUGCAGAGCGCGAUGGGCUGCAGAGCUAGGGCUCGGAGGAGAGCGACGCUCAGACGAGGACAUUGACGUGUACGUGCGUGGCUGCACUCGUGGAUCGGUGUAAUGUGUUUCCCCAUAGAUCUUAUUCACGCUAUUUAUCAUCGCUCGUUCGGUUAUUUGCUUUAGCAACUCGUUUCCUUGUUGUGCUCAACUUGUUUUCCAUGUUGUGUCUACAAUCUCGAGCUGUGGUGAGGGCUGGUUGAAGGGUCGAAGAAAU
Messenger RNA from Schizophyllum commune H4-8, 2083 nucleotides. Its product is annotated as MFS general substrate transporter. The transcript is spliced from 3 exons. The record is from RefSeq and is a predicted model, not a curated record. NCBI's taxonomy places the organism in Eukaryota, Fungi, Basidiomycota, Agaricomycetes, Agaricales, Schizophyllaceae. Gene Ontology annotation, molecular function: transmembrane transporter activity. Gene Ontology annotation, biological process: transmembrane transport. Bases 165 to 1856 code for a protein of 563 amino acids.